This is a messenger RNA of Colossoma macropomum (tambaqui), 820 nucleotides long. Its product is annotated as chromobox protein homolog 2-like. Bases 269 to 634 code for a protein of 121 amino acids. The transcript has 2 exons. NCBI's taxonomy places the organism in Eukaryota, Metazoa, Chordata, Actinopteri, Characiformes, Serrasalmidae. The record is from RefSeq and is a predicted model, not a curated record.
UGCACGGUAGACAGCAGGGCUGAGCGCACCUUUGGAAUGACAGCAAAAAAAGGGCGUGCCUAUUUCCCAGCACACUGCCUGCAGAGUGUGAGAAAGUUCUGCACAACUGUACAGGCUUGUUUACAGCAGCAGGCUGUGUGCACAAAAAACGAUUUGCCUGGACUUACCAUGGGUGUGGACUGCAGUCGUUGGUAUCUGAAAGAGAAAGAGGCCCCUGGACGAGGCUACGCCGGACGUCACACCGCCCCCUCCGGAGGAGAUUGACAGAAUGCCUGUGUUCGCUGUCCACAGGCUGCUGGACUCCCGGAGACGUGGAGGUGUACUCCAGUACCUUGUGGAUUGGGAGGGAUAUGGCCCUGAGGAGCAGUGUUGGGUUCCUGCACGGGAUGUACUGGAUCCCGGUUUGAUAGUGGACUUUCACAGCCAUCACCCAGAGAAACCUGCUCCUCAACCUAGGGGCCGUCCACAGAAGGUGCCCUCCGGUCCACGUCAUGUGCCUCUGCGGGUCGUCAUAGACAGAUCGCAUCUGUCCAGAACCAAGGCAGGUCGGGUCCUGCUCCUAUUCGGGUCUCCAGACGUGGGCGUGGUGGUCAUCCUGGCCAGCCUCAUUCCGAGGCCAUCCCGUACUCUUUAGGGGCAGGGUACUGUCAUGACUCCCUUUGGCUCUGAACUCUCUUUGGACUCAAUCUCCCACAAUUCCCUGGAAGAUCAAAUGACGCCAGCCUUACUCUCAUGCUCUAACCAGCACUCCAGUUCCCCAGAGUACUGAUUUGUUUCACCUGUUCUUCUCUGAUUAGUUUAGUUUAAAGCCCGGGCUUGU